AUGCUUGAGAACGCUGCGCACUCGCUGAAAAAUCGUCCGUCGCGACUGGACCUCAUUGACAACAAGCAACUGACCUCUUUCCCGCUUCCGCACCCGAACUUUGCACAGACUAGCCCGUACGCAGAGCUUUUACUCGUGGAAGAUUACAUUCAUUACCCAAAGGGUUUUCGCAAGAAGACCUCAUUGUUCGAUCUCAAACGCGCCAUCGAGAAUGAUAUGACACCCCCUGAUGCGCUGUUGCCGCUCUACUAUCGCAAACAAAGCGUCAACUCGAGCUCCACCCUGAAUAGUGAAACAGAGGCCUACAUCAAGACGGCAGAGUCAAACUUACGAUACUGUGUUGUCUGUGACCGUCCAUUGUACGACCUGAGCUCUCUGCUUCCUCGGAGCAGGUGUGCAGAGAUUGUCUGCUGCCAUUGUUUCCAAGAGUACGAGACUCUCCAGGCAGCUCUGAAAAAAAUAGAUCCAGAUCUUGCGCAGCUGUCCUCCGACACGGAGUCGGAAAUUACGCCCGGGACUGUGAACCUGGAUUUUUCAGAAGCAGACCAAACCGCAGAAACACUGGAAACAGCGAGAGAUACCAACAACACCGUCUGUCUCCACACAACCCAAAACGAUUCUGCUGCCUUUGAUGUCAUAAUAUCUACUUUACGACGUAUACAGAUUGCAGACGAAAUUGCACGAUCACAGCCACGCAAAAAACCCAGCCCCAUGAGAAGCCUGAUGAGUCUUAGGAGCAGGCUGAGUCUAAAAACAUAA
Ogataea angusta is the source of this 759-nucleotide messenger RNA. RefSeq lists its product as uncharacterized. Lineage: Eukaryota; Fungi; Ascomycota; Pichiomycetes; Pichiales; Pichiaceae. The record is from RefSeq and is a predicted model, not a curated record. The transcript has a single exon. Bases 1 to 759 code for a protein of 252 amino acids.